GCUCGAUGCCCAGUGCAAGUGCCCAACCUCAGACUCCUCCCGGACCAGCUGACCUCCGCUCCAUUCACCCCACACCUUCUUCUUCGUCGUCGUCUUCCCCUGCUGCGGUUAGCCUGGCCGUGGCCGCCUCCUGCUCUUCGAUCUCACGCUGCGAUGGAGCGGUACGAGGUGAUCAGGGACAUCGGCUCGGGCAACUUCGGGGUGACAAAGCUCGUCCGGGACGUCAGGACCAAGGAGCUCUUCGCCGUCAAGUUCAUCGAGAGAGGGCAAAAGAUUGAUGAGCAUGUUCAGAGGGAGAUUAUGAACCACCGGUCCCUGAAGCACCCAAACAUAAUUAGAUUCAAGGAGGUAAUUUCUCAGACAUCUUGGAAAGGAAAUGUUCUGGUACGAAUUUGAAGUUGGAUGAUUGGUAGCUACACACGUCGUGCUAACUCCCACGCAUUUGGCAAUAGUUAUGGAAUAUGCUGCUGGGGGUGAGCUAUUUGAAAGGAUCUGCAGUGCGGGGAGAUUUAGUGAGGAUGAGGCAAGGUUCUUCUUCCAGCAACUGAUUUCGGGAGUGAGCUAUUGCCAUUCCAUGCAAGUAUGCCAUAGAGAUCUGAAACUAGAAAACACUCUCCUAGAUGGUAGUGUCGCACCCCGGCUCAAGAUCUGUGAUUUCGGUUACUCCAAGUCUUCUGUGCUGCACUCUCAACCGAAAUCAACUGUUGGCACACCUGCAUACAUUGCUCCAGAGGUCCUCUCUAGAAAAGAGUACGAUGGAAAGGUUGCUGAUGUCUGGUCUUGUGGAGUAACACUAUAUGUGAUGCUCGUCGGCGCGUAUCCUUUCGAAGACCCUGAUGACCCGAAGAACUUCCGCAAGACGAUCACGAGAAUACUCAGUGUACAGUACUCAAUUCCAGACUACGUUCGCGUUACAAUGGAGUGCGGACAUCUGCUGUCUCGGAUAUUUGUUGGAAAUCCUGAGCAGAGAAUAACCAUUCCUGAGAUCAAGAAGCACCCGUGGUUCCUCAAGAAUCUGCCCAUCGAGAUGACCGACGAGUACCAGCAGAGCAUGCAGUUGGCAGACAUGAACACCCCGGGGCAAAGCCUGGAGGAGGUGAUGGCGAUCAUCCAGGAGGCGCGGAAGCCAGGGGACGCCAUGAACCUUGCCGGGCAGCUGCCCUGCCUGGGGAGCGUGGACCUUGACGACAUUGAUUUUGACGAUAUUGACGACAUCGACACUGAGAACAGCGGCGACUUCGUUUGUGCAGUGUGACUGUGUGAGGCUCAGCAGGGCAGGAGCUAGCUUCCUUUGGUCGUUGGUGUCUGUAGAUCCUUGUUGUGCUAUGCUUCCAUUCGUUCCUGGAUCAGAUAUGUUGUUGUGUAACCGAGAAAAUUGGCGUUGCUGUGGACAAUAGAAACAGACCCAUAAACUUAUGCGGAAAUCUACCCCCCAAAAAAGAAAAAAAAUCCUCUGUGAUCUGUUGAAUUAGAACAUCUUGGCAAUGGUACAGCUUGUAUUGCUUUAGCGAUCUAACAGUCCAUUUAAAAAAAGAAUCAUUUGAAGGAUGAA
Molecule: messenger RNA, 1552 nt
Organism: Zea mays
Lineage: Eukaryota; Viridiplantae; Streptophyta; Magnoliopsida; Poales; Poaceae
Exons: 9
Coding region: 455-1255 (266 amino acids)
Biological process (GO): protein phosphorylation
Molecular function (GO): protein serine/threonine kinase activity; ATP binding
Source: RefSeq, a predicted model, not a curated record